Elaeis guineensis (African oil palm) is the source of this 747-nucleotide messenger RNA. RefSeq lists its product as uncharacterized. The record is from RefSeq and is a predicted model, not a curated record. Lineage: Eukaryota; Viridiplantae; Streptophyta; Magnoliopsida; Arecales; Arecaceae. Gene Ontology annotation, biological process: blue light signaling pathway.
AGCUUCCAACAACUCCCUCUUUAAUAGCCUAGCCAUUAGAGCAAGAAGUUGAGAAGGAGAGAACAAGGAGAGAGGAGGAGAAGGAGAGAAGGAACCCUCUCAUUUGCCGAAGGAGAGAUAACAUGCUUCGCAAGAGUUGCACCCAACCUUCCAAGGAGAGAACUCGAGUAUUGGAUUAUCAUGAACACAAGGUUCCAUCCUCAGAGAAUCUUCAAACUGAGAACUCCAAGGUAUUCAUUGGCCCGGACUUGCACUCCGACAUUGGUGGUGGAAGAAGGAUAGAUUGCGCGAAUCCUGAGGGCUCCCGGAGGAAGAUCUCGAAGGAAGUUAGCUCUGAGGGACUGUCGGCCGAGGAGUACGGGAGAGAGAGACUGAAGAGGCACAGGAUGGAGAUGGCAGGCCGGGUUUGGAUACCGGAGAUCUGGGGGCAGGAGAGCUUGCUGAAGGAUUGGAUAGAUUGUGAAGCCUUUGAUAGAUUUCUUGUCCCCAAGGGAUUGAUGUUGGCUCGAGAGGCUUUGAUGGAGGACUGCCGACGAGCGAACUCCGGCCCGCUGGGGAUAGAGAACCGAUGUUGAAGUUUCAGUCCUUAAGGUUAUUCUAUGAGACUGUCUUUGUUAUAUUUAUAUAAAAUAAAAACAAGACUAUAAGGAUAGAUUACUUGCAUGGCUCCCCUCUUGUUCUGAUAAAAUAGCAUGUGGUUGUUCUACCCAUCAGGGUUCAUGCAUGGGUGAACUGCAAAUUCUCUAC